AUGAUGAUUCUUUUCACUGGAUGGGAUCUCGUUCCAUACUCCAACCUUUUAGAAGUCCAGAAAGAGGUGUUCGAAUAUUUUGCAGACUUGAGAUGUAUUGCAAAACCAUCAAAUCCGCAUUGUAAAUCUAAUGAUGUGCCUGAUAUUGAUCUCAUAUGUACAUGUUUUAUCAAACCAGAAUAUGGUAUCGCAGCCACUGAUGUUAAACGUUUUAAAGAGCUUCUAUUAAAAAUAAGUUCAGUAGAUGUAAAUAAGUCUGGUCACUCAAAGAAAAGAGAAAUGAAUAGACUUCAAAAAUUGCAUUCACUUAUUUUGCAGGCUCAAAUUUCUGUUCAAAGACAGUUAGAGUUAGCCAAUCCUUGUUCACACAAUGGUUUAACAUUGACAAAUGAAAAACAGCUGAUGGAAUUACAAGCAAAAGAACAAACUUUUCAUAUGAACACACUACCUAGCUUCUACAAAUUUAGGGGCACUACUAAAAGUGUACCUUCAAUUGAAAUGCUCUCUGUGAAUAAACAAAUCGAUACGGCUUAUUAUUUUGGAAAGAUGCUUCCGUUUCCUACUUACGUGUACAAACAAAUUCAUCAUGCAGUUGAAUAUGUGGUGUUGUUAACUGAGAAUGUAUUGAAUUUUUUAUUUCUUUUGAAAGCACUGGUUGGUGUUUAUGUACCGUUUGAUGUGACUGUUGAAAAUUCAGAUACAUCUUUCAGUCGAAAGACUAUCCAGUUUGGAAAUAUCAUAUUAACAAGUCCAUUUUCUCCAAGAGUUCGCGCUCGUUUGUUUUAUGAAUCUUUAGUAAAACAACUAUGUUUUGAACACAUCUCGGGUGAUCAAGUACAUAUUAUUGAGCAAUCAAAGUGUGCUCUCACUAUAAAUACAGUUGUAGAAAAGAUUAAUAUAUCUAGUCCACGUACACUUCGAUCAUCCACUAAAGCUCAGGAAUAUGAUUUAUCCGUCAAUAAAUUGGAUCCAACAGAGGUGUUAAGUGAUACUGAUGAUGAAUUGAGGAUUGAUUUAGAUGAACGGAAUAGUGAUGAUCAUAGUUCUAAAAAGUUUAGUUCAUCGAUUUGUGAUCCUGGAAACGUAGCUAGUUUUUGUACAGUUGUUGAAAGAUCCACUAAUAAACAACAAGAAAAUACAAAUAGCCUUUCUGUCAUCGACCUUUCCAGUACACCAGCUUCACCAACUGAUGAGACACCUAAAAGUCCGUGUUUUAAUCAAAUCAUAGAAUCAAAGUCUAUUAUUCAUUCUCCUAGUCCACAAAUAAUUCCUCUUGAGCCUGUCAAAAUUACUUGUGAAUUAUCUCAAGAUUUAUCACCAUUGGAAACAAUUAGUCCUUCAAAACGAUUAACGUCCAACUCUUCUACAUCAAACAAAAUAAAUAAAGCAGAAGUUAAUCAGGAAUCAAACAAAAACUCAGUUAAGGCGUAUUCAUAUUCCUCUUUAAAAUUAGGAAAUAAAAAUUUGUUAGUUCAAUUCUUCGAUACAAUAUGGUCGAAUAAUGAAAGUUGUCAAGCUUGCAAAACGUUAUCUUCUGAUGGGCAAUGUCCACUUUGGCCUUCAUGUAACACGCGGAAUCGGACAAACAGCGUAGUGGAUGAUGAGUCUAAAAAAAGUAAUGUGAAGCCUAUUUGUGUUCAAAUCAAACCGGAGUAUUUAGGUGAUUGGGGCUGUGAAAUGCUUGAAAAUCAAGAAUUGGAACUUUCUUGGUUGGGUUCAUUUAUAAGAAAUAACUCAGAUAUUUUAAGAAUUCGUUUGUAUCCAAACUCUGGGAAAAUUAUCUUGAUAGAAUAUCAAUCUAUGGAAGAAAUGUUAAAGACAUAUCCUCAUUUUAAACCACAAGAUAAUGUAAACAGAUUAUCUGGAUUACUGGAUCAACUUUUCGAUUUACAACCUGGAUCCUAUUUACUAACACAAACCAAGCUCGCAUCCGAUAAUUCGUUUGAUAUUUACCAAUCUGUUAAUGGUAAUCAAUCAUUUGAUAUAGAUGCUCGUCAAAUCAAUCUAAAUCAAAUUUCCAGUCAGUUCUCAACAUCUUCAGAAAGAUUACUAAAUUUAUUAUCACUUGGAGAUGAUAAUUUCACCGGAAUCACUAUUCCAGAAGAAAUAGCUAGUACACUUUAUUUAGUACGUCGUUUAAAAUUGGAUUUGGAUAUUCCUGCUGGUUUUGAAAAGAUGCAUACUUUACAAAAUGUUAAAUCUGAGAGAAAUUUAAAAUUGCCUGGAUUAAAUCGUAUAGAUUGUAUGGAAAACUGUAGUAAACAGAGUAGUAGUAAUAGUAGUGAAUUAAUAAAAACAUCGACAUCUGACGAAAUCAAUAAAACUCGUGUUAUGAAAGUAAGGACAUCGAAGAAAAGACCGACGACGAAACCAAUGGAGAAAAAUAGUACUAAAGGAAGACAACUACCUUCUGCUAGUAAAAAUGCAAAUAAUGAACUUCGCGGUAAAAGACGAAGAAUUAAUUAA
Molecule: messenger RNA, 2466 nt
Organism: Schistosoma mattheei
Lineage: Eukaryota; Metazoa; Platyhelminthes; Trematoda; Strigeidida; Schistosomatidae
Source: the annotation of a GenBank genome assembly